UUUGAAGAACUCGGCACUGUUGUUAGGCCCCCUUCUCCACUCGUCGGCCACACACAAAUGAUCACGCGAGCACUCAUGACAGCGAUCGAAGACCUCUAUGCCGAAGAUUCAGACCUUUUCCUCGAUGAAGCUUGCACGUGGCUUGCAGUCGAACACGACAUCAUCAUCAGCUCAUCAUCCUUAUCACGCAAUCUCAAUCAAGCUAGCCUCUCUCGCAAAAUGCUUCAGAAGAUUGCGUCUGAACGUGAUGAUAUCCGUCAACAAGCGUUCAAAGAUAGUCUUCGGAAUGACCUCGUCAGCGAUGGCUCAGAGUUUGUCGUCCUCGAUGAAACUAGCAAGAACGAGCGUACUUACGCGUGGGGUUACGGACGAGCACCCUAUGGACAACGUGCACAGCUUAGUGAUGUAUCUGUUCGAGGAGACCGCUAUUCGCUAUGUGCUGCCAUGACGGUAGACGGCUAUGUUGCAACACGUGCUGUUGAAGGUCCGUUUGAUGCACAAGAGUUCUACGAUUUGUGA
Suillus paluster is the source of this 519-nucleotide messenger RNA. RefSeq lists its product as uncharacterized. The transcript has a single exon. The annotation marks the transcript as partial. NCBI's taxonomy places the organism in Eukaryota, Fungi, Basidiomycota, Agaricomycetes, Boletales, Suillaceae. The record is from RefSeq and is a predicted model, not a curated record.